Dermochelys coriacea (leatherback sea turtle) is the source of this 1626-nucleotide messenger RNA. RefSeq lists its product as uncharacterized. Lineage: Eukaryota; Metazoa; Chordata; Testudines; Dermochelyidae. Bases 194 to 1396 code for a protein of 400 amino acids. The record is from RefSeq and is a predicted model, not a curated record. The transcript is spliced from 8 exons.
GACAUGACAGUGGAAUCGGCUCGGUGCAACGAGUGCUCAGCGAUGACCGUCAUUAAUCACUGACCCAACCAUUGGUCCACCACAUUUUGAGCUGCCAAGGCACCUGAGCUGGUUCCUAACAGGACAGGGCACUUGUCUCUUCAGAUGGGGUUUCUCUGAUGACCAGGGUUGUAGCUGUGGUCAACUUCAGGCUAUGUCGCAUAUCCUUGACGAGUGGCCACUGAUUUUGAGGGUGGGCUACUGGCUCUCCACCUGGCUGAUGACGAUGCUAUCAAAUGGCAGGCACCUAGACCUGCUGGUGCGGGAUUGGAGUAGUUCCCCGGUCCUUGGAGCCGAGGGUGGGGAGCAGCAUCUGAGACACAUCAGACAGAUGCUGAAGGCGAGGUCCCCUUGCAGACACCCCAAGGCCCUGGAAGUGCUGAGCAGAAACAGCAGCCGCUGUUACCUGAUGCCCUUCCCUGGCGAGAGGAUCACGAUGGGGAGCAAGGGAAGGCUGAGAGACAUGGGUGAGAAUUUCCGGAAGAGCCUGAGGGACUAUGUCACCACCCUGGUGAGCACGGCUGGUCGACACGUCCGGAGGGACCAGCAUAGGAAGCUGCUUACCGGGACACAGCUCGCUGCCAAGAUAAAGAAUUUAUCUGAUGUGAUGAAGACACAUCGCUCCGGCUUCUCCUCUCCCUGUCAGGUUGCUGCGGUGGAAGCUGCAGUUGCUAGGUGGAGACAGGGACCCAUAAACUGCGGCUCACCCCAGCCUUGUCCUCCCUGUGCAGAUGGCCAUCACCUUCCACAACCAGAGAGUCCUGGACGGCGCCCGCAAAGACCAUGCUGUGUUUCUGAAGGAGAAGGACGGCGAGUCCCGGAACAUGGUCGCCUGUCUGAAGAUGAAGCCGAGCAAGAUGGCGGAGCUGUUCGCGGAGUGGCGCAGGCAGUUGCUGGGGCGGUGCUGGACGGUCAUGAGGGAUCCGGCGCCGGAGAAAGAGGCCCGGCUGACAGAGCUGGAGGAGGAGCUGACGCGGGAGGCCGAGACCUUCCUGGAGACCUACAGGAAGCGCUUCAAGAAAUUCGUCAUUGUGGCGGGCGUGGGCGCGGGGGCGGUGGCCCUGGCAACAGCGGGCGGAGCUGCGGGUGCAGGAAUCGCUGCUGCUGCCAUCGCUGCGGAAGCGGCUGUGGUGCUCAGUGUGUCUGGGGCAGCAGGCAUUGGAGUUGGGGCGGGCACCGUGGCCGGGAUGUGUGUGGGCGGGGGUGUGGGCAUGGCAGUUGGUGGGAACAUCGCCCAGAAGGACAAGAAGAGGGCCGAGGCGGCUGCUGGCCAACAGAAGGAGGGGGACGGCACUGUAGAGUUGUCCGAUACGGCUCCCCUCAUCUGAACAGCACCCCCCUCCCAGUCUGGGGGUGAAGAAUGGGGUGAUGGGGCUGCAGCGUGGCACAGACACGUCACCCACAAACCACAGCACAGUGGGGCAGCCGUUGCCCACCGAUUCUAAGAAGGGACAUUAGAAUCAUAGAAUUAUAGAAUCUCAGGGGCUGGAAGGGACCUCAGGAGGUAUCUAGUCCAACCCCCUGCUCAAAGCAGAACCGAUCCCCAACUAAAUCAUCCCAGCCAGGGCUGUGUCAAGCUGGGCCUUA